AUGGAUUUGAAAACUCCCCCUUCAACCCUCCCGCACGACCGCACACCCUCCCCCCAGACCAUGUUCCGACCGCCUAUCAACCGCGCAAUGCGGGUACUUGACCGGUCAUUCUUCAAAAAGACCAUACCUCUCGCUGCUGCCACAGUAUUUGAACCGAGGAAUCUUGGCCGGAUCAAGAACGAAUUAGCGAAGAGCAAUGAUAUUCUGAACGCUCCGCGGUUACCGGCCAUUCGAUAUGUCCAGAACCCCACCACAGAGGAGGAAAAGAGCAAGAAGUGCAUCUUGCUGAAAGAGCAGAUACAAGCCAACGAUGCGACUACCUGGUCACCGACAAUACGGGAGUUGGUUGAAGCAAAGUCUGUGGAGCUGAAGCCAUAUGAUCUUCAACUUGAUUAUGACUACUGGCUCUAUCAUGACAUCCUUUCUUCAAUAUUGCCAGAGGAACAUCUCGAGGAGACACCAGCUGGCUUCAACCAAGUUGGUCAUGUCGCGCAUCUUAAUCUAAGAGAGCAAUAUCUCCCAUACAAGAAUUUAAUCGCCGAAGUUAUCCGGGAUAAAAACUCAACUGUCCGAACAGUAAUUAACAAGGUGGACGAUGUUGGCGCAAACAGCGAAUAUCGCACAUUCGCAUACGAGCACCUCGUUGGGGACAAAAAUAUGAAUGUCAUCCAGCAUGAGCAAGGUUGCGAGUUCGCAUUUGACUACUCCAAAGUAUAUUGGAAUUCGCGCCUGGGAAAUGAACAUACAUAUCUCGUUGGCCGGUUUAAGGAAGGAGAAGCAGUAUGUGAUGUGAUGGCUGGCGUUGGACCGUUUGCCCUACCGGCGGGUAAGAAGAGGGUAUUCGUGUAUGCAAACGACCUUAACCCUCACGGCUACGAGAAACUGAAAGAAGGCACCGCUCGGAACAAAGUCAGAGAAUUUGUCCAGCCUUUCAACAUGGACGGAAGAGAGUUUAUAAGACACGCUUCCCAGGAGCUGUGCGUCAACGGGCCCCGUCCUGUGAAGAUAUUCCCCAAAAUGAAACGCACCGAAGCAACCGAGAAGAAAAGCGUUCCUCCACAAAUAUAUGAAUGUCCGCCUACCUUUGACCAUUAUGUGAUGAACCUUCCGGCUUCCGCAAUUGAAUUCUUAGACGCCUUUGUCGGUGUCUAUGCUGGAAAGGAAUCACUAUUUGAGCCACACACCGAGCGUAAACGACCGCUUGUCCAUGUUUACUGCUUUUCGACCAACUCUGAUGACAAUGCCGUUGAGUAUGCGGAUAUCUGCAACCGCAUUUCGGAAAGGAUACAAUACAAGAUUACCCCUGAUGAUAUGAUUGGUGGUACAGGCAACCAAAACCUCGAGCUUGAGAUUCGUGAUAUCAGGCUUGUCUCGCCGAACAAGAGGAUGUUCUGUGCUUCCUUCAGGCUUCCAGCAGAAGUUAUCUUCAAGUCCUAA
Messenger RNA from Nannizzia gypsea CBS 118893, 1437 nucleotides. Its product is annotated as tRNA (guanine-N(1)-)-methyltransferase. Gene Ontology annotation, biological process: mitochondrial tRNA methylation; tRNA N1-guanine methylation. Bases 1 to 1437 code for a protein of 478 amino acids. Gene Ontology annotation, cellular component: mitochondrial matrix; cytoplasm. The transcript has 4 exons. NCBI's taxonomy places the organism in Eukaryota, Fungi, Ascomycota, Eurotiomycetes, Onygenales, Arthrodermataceae. The record is from RefSeq and is a predicted model, not a curated record.